AUCACUUUUAAAUAUACAGAAAACCGUAGGUACACUUGAUGUUAUAUAUUUCGAUAUCUAUAAGUCAAUAACUUCUUAAUUAACACUCACUUAUGAUAAAUUAUUUAAAAUGAUUUUGAAUUAUUUAAUCAAAACAGGGUAGUAAAUACAAAAUCAUUUGUAAUUAUUUUAAGUAAAUAAAUUAAAUAUCUAAUAAAUGUACCAACAAGCUAUUUAAGCGCUUUCUUUGAGAUAGUUGAAAAAAAAAAAUCGCCUGCGAUAGAGUUUCGAAACUCUUAGAAAAGUGGCAUAUAAAAGGUUUGUUAAUAUUUUUGAUUAUAAUGUGUAUAAUAUAUAUGUGUAUAAUAACAACUCUUGUUCUUGAGUCUGUGCGGGAAUGUUAAUCGAGCACCUGUAAAUAAAUUUAGAUAAUGUAUUAAUUUAAAUUAUACCUGAUUUCAUUAUUUUAUUUAAUAAAUAUCACUCUUUUUGUAAGAGAAGAAUUCAAAGAAAGGUAUUGUUAUACAACGAGAAUAUUGAACGAUAUUCUUCCGUAUUCCUAUAUACAUUUAUAUUUUGCUAUUUCAAGUAUAUUAUUUUAGGAAUGAGCGAAGAAAAUUAAUUGAAUGCUGAUAAAAACUAAAACAAAAAUAAUCUUGAGAAAAUAAUAAAGUUAGAUAAAAAGAAUGGGAAUUUUGAUAUUUAUGAUAAAUACUCCAGACGCAAGCUGAAGAUUAGGACAUCAUAGAACAAUUCCUACAUCAACAGUUCGUAUUAGAAUGAAUACAUUUUAUGUUAUUUUUGGAGACAUAUUAACUAAGUGUACUUUAAGAAAGUGGAUGAACCUGAAUAGGAGAGACUUGAAUAUCUCAAAGCUAUGAAUGAUGAUGCUAUUGUGACAGAAUUUCCUAUAAAUCUUAAAUAAAUAACAGAUUUAAUCAGAAAAUAAAACUUAUUGGGAGAAUAUUUAGAAGCACAUCAAGUUGAGCGGUCUCAUUCACAAAGCAAAAGCUCUGAAAAUACCUUAGAUCGAGAAAAUAUAUUACAUGAAACAAAAAUCAAUGACAUCAGUUCAUUAAUACAAGAAAAUGCUUAAUUGGAUAAAUUGCUGGACAAGUUGAAUGAACAGAUAGAACUGAGAACAGGACAAAAAGAUGAAAUCUUUCAAUAAUUGUAAGAGUAUUCAAAUGAAUUACAACAAUUAAACAAAUCUAAUAAGAAAGAUCUAUAAAAUCUCACUUAAAAAAUUAAAAGUGAACAACCUUUAAAUGUCUUUGGAACCUAAGUGCACAUUUACAAGCAAGCCCGAGGCAAUAAUAAUCUUAGCAAGAAUCAAAUUAUAUAUAAUAAUGAGGCACUAUUGACUUAUCUGAGGAAGAGUCUGGAACAACUGGACUUUAGACAAACUGCAGAAUCAAUAGUGAAAGUCAUUAACUCUGUGCAUUCUCCUAAUGGUUAUUAGUUCUGUGUGGCAUUUGAGUAGGCUUUGAAUUCUACAUAUGUAAAUAUAGAUGAAGAUUUGAUGUAUGAAUUGGAUAAAUUGAGAGAUACAUCUUUAUUUAAAUUCUACAACAUCCCUUAGAAAACUAAAUAUUCUCACAUCGCUUAAAAUUUUGUUGGAAUAAAUCAAGUUCAAUAAAAUAGAUAGAAGCCUAAUCCAUUAAUAAAUAAAAAUCUAACUAAAGAAUCUAAAGCAUCUUAAUCUGGUGAUAAUGAUUCUACUUUGCUAAGAUAUGAGGCUUGUCAUCAUUGCAAAAUGUUGUUUAGAGAAGAAUAUCUUAUCUCUUGUAAUUAUAGAAGUGGAACCAUGGGACUCCCAAUAAUCAAUUCAUCAAUAACUGAUUCAUAUUUGUUCACUCAAAUGGAUGACGAGGGCAUCAAGAGUAGAAGACAAGUUCCAAAUAGAAAGAAAACAGCAUACAGCAUUUAUUCAAAGAAGAAUGGUGAGUUGAUAUGUCAACGAAAGUUCUGUAGAAUGUGUUUGAAAUAAAAUUAUGAUAUAAAAAUAGAAGAAGUCAUAUAGAAGACAGAUUGGGUUUGUCCUUUUUGUUAGGCUAUAUGUUUUUGUUCAAGAUGUCAGAGAAAUGAUAUAAUGAUUAAAUUAAAGGAUCUAUAUACAAUUUGUGGAGGGGAUUUAGAAUAAUUAACUAAGGAUUCCAUCUUUGAAAAGUAUGUUCGUCCCUUAACAGAUGAUUAAUUAUAUAGGAAGAAACCCAGCCAGCUUCAGAGAACUGGGUAUUCCUUUGUAAAAUAGUAGUUGAAUAACUUCAAAGAUAUGCAAGCAAUAAGAUUGGACUUUGAGAAUUUGAGAUUGUUGUGUUCUCAAUUAAUGAGGAGAGAGAAAAUGAAAUGGAGAAUGUUGGAAUAAGACAUUCUUAUUUGGAACAAUGAAGCCAAAUAACAGAAAUAAUAAAAAUUAUAAAAAUCAUCAAUUACAAAAUCUGUCCAAAAAAAACAAAAGGAUCAGAAGAAGUUAAAAAAAAUAACUAAAAAAGCUUAGAAAUCUGAUGUUUAGUAUAUUCAAGAAUUAUCCUCUUCAUCUUCAUUUUCAUCAAGUAGUAGUGAAUACUAAUAAAGUAGUGAAUACGAAUCUGAAGAAAAUGAUAAUAAUAACAACAAUAACAGUAAUAAUAAUAGCAAUAAUAAUAAUAACAAUCAUAAAUAGAACAAUGAAAAAAUUAAUAUGAUAUCAUAAAAAAUGAAAUAAAAAAACAUUAAAUAAGUCAGUAAUGACAAACAAUAAUCAUUAAAUAAGAUAUUACAAAAUUAUAAGUCAUUUCCUGCUAAAAAUGUAAAGAGAGAAGUUGCAUACUUAUUGCAAUAUCAAGACAGUGACACCUAUAGUCUCAUUGUAAAAAAAAUCAAAUAAGAUUAAUCGAUUAACUCCUUAAAGAGAUGA
Paramecium tetraurelia is the source of this 2878-nucleotide messenger RNA. RefSeq lists its product as uncharacterized. NCBI's taxonomy places the organism in Eukaryota, Ciliophora, Oligohymenophorea, Peniculida, Parameciidae. The transcript has 12 exons. The record is from RefSeq and is a predicted model, not a curated record.